UCUCUUCCCUGCAUGUUAUGUAAUGUGCUUUUAUUUUGAAGGUCAGAAACGCAAAAACAAGGCUCGUCUCGUAUCAGGAUUUCCAUUCACGUGCAACACAAACAUUCCGCCCGUGUCCUAAACUGAUCUCGGACCAGCAGAAGUUAACGGCGUAACAUUUAAAUAGUCGGCAGCGUUAAGCCAACAUGCACGUGGAGGCGAUAUACAACGUGCUCGGCUUGGAGUGGAUGGACGGCAGGACUAUUUUGAUAUUUAUUUUAGUUUUGCUGGUGUUAGCGGAUGUUUGGAAGAACCGAGCUCCGCCGAACUUCCCCCCGGGGCCCUGGGCUCUCCCGUUCAUCGGGGACCUCCAUCGCAUGAACCCCUCCAGAUUCCACCUGCAGAUCGGAGAGUUUGCAGCGAAAUACGGAAACGUCUUCAGCCUCCGGCUCUUCGGUGGAAGGAUCGUGGUCCUCAAUGGCUACAAGCUGGUUUGGGAGGCCCUGGUCCUAAAGGGAGAGGACUACGUGGACCGCCCCAGGAUACCGAUGUUCGAUGCAUUGUCCAACAACAAAGGUCUGGUGUUAACGAAUGGCAACUCAUGGAAGCAGCAGAGGAGAUUUGCUAUCCGUACACUCAGAAACUUUGGCGUCGGCAAGAAGAGCCUGGAGGUGUCCAUCCAGCAGGAGUGUCACUAUCUCACGGAGGCGUUUGCCCUUCAGCAAGGCAAGCCUUUUGAUGCCCAGCCUCUGAUCAACCAGGCCGUGUCCAACAUCAUCUGCUGCCUGGUGUUUGGGGAACGCUUUGAAUACUCUGACAAGCAGCACCAGUUUAUUCUCCAGUCCUUCAAUGAGUUGCUGUACCUGGAAGGAGGCUUCUGGGCUCAUGCUUAUAAUCUCGCCCCCUGGCUGAUGAGACGGCUUCCUGGACCCCACCAGAGGAUGUUCUCCCUGACCAAAACCAUCCUGGACUUCAUCCAGGUGAAGGUGGAGGAGCACAAAGAGAGCCUGGACGCCUCCUCGCCCAGAGACUACAUCGACUGCUUCCUCGCCGAGAUGGGAGAGAAGGAGGACGAGGACUCCGGCUACAACUCCAAGAACCUGUAUUAUUGCUCCAUGGACCUGUUUGUUGCUGGAACUGAAACCACAACGACCACAUUGCACUGGGGGCUGCUCUACAUGAUCUACUACCCCCACAUACAAGCGAGGGUCCAGGCCGAGAUGGACUCUGUGGUGGGCUCCUCCAAGCAGCCCUCCAUGUCCGACAGAGAGCGGCUGCCGUACACGGACGCCGUGCUGCACGAGGUCCAGAGGAUGGCCAACAUCCUGCCGCUCAACCUGUUGCACAUGGCGGGCCGCGAGACCUCGGUGGGGGGCUUCACCUUCCCCAAGGGCACCGUCAUCAUGCCGACGCUCACCUCGGUGCUGCGAGACGAGUCCAUGUGGGAGACGCCGCACGCCUUCAACCCGGAUCACUUCCUGGACCAGGACGGCAAGUUGAGGAAGAGGGAAGCGUUCCUCCCUUUCUCCGCCGGUAAACGCAUGUGUCUCGGGGAGCCGCUGGCCCGCAUGGAGUUGUUCCUCUUCUUCACCUCCCUCCUCCAGAGGUUUUCCUUCUCUCCGCCGCCCGGAGAGGAGCCGAGCCUAGAGUUCAAGCUGGGCGCCACGCUGUGCCCGCGGCCGUACCGCCUCCGCGCCACGCCGCGCUGACCCGACCCAUGAGCACGCGGGGGCCGCGCCCAGUGUGUGUGUUGCAAUACAGCCGCUGUAGAUUAACAAAGUGUCUGUGUGUCUAUAUGUGUCUGUCUGUCUUUUUAUGUGUGUGUGUCUUUUUGUCUGUGUCUCUGUGUGUUAUGUCUUUUUGUGUGUGUCUGUGUGUCAGUCUUUUUGUGUGUGUGUGUCUCUUUUAUUAUAAUUUGAUAAAACAUAAUGUGGACAUGUUGUUUUUCAUCUUAAUCAAGCCGCUUUUAAAAAGGUAUUUAAAGUUAUUAAUGUAAUCCUUUCUAUUGCCUAAAGAAAUAAAAUCAGUGUUAACUAAAUACUGACAUAGCAGAUUUAAAAUAAGAUUUGUUUAGCACAUUUCAAUCCAUGAAUGAGGCUUUGCUUUUCUACAUUUUAGAAAGUAGCACUUUGAAUGUAUUUUAAUCUUUUUGUAACUUGUAAAGUGACAUAUAUAAACAUCAAAGCGUG
Pseudoliparis swirei is the source of this 2168-nucleotide messenger RNA. RefSeq names its product cytochrome P450 2J4-like. The transcript has 9 exons. Lineage: Eukaryota; Metazoa; Chordata; Actinopteri; Perciformes; Liparidae. Gene Ontology annotation, cellular component: cytoplasm; intracellular membrane-bounded organelle. Gene Ontology annotation, biological process: xenobiotic metabolic process. The record is from RefSeq and is a predicted model, not a curated record. Gene Ontology annotation, molecular function: heme binding; oxidoreductase activity, acting on paired donors, with incorporation or reduction of molecular oxygen, reduced flavin or flavoprotein as one donor, and incorporation of one atom of oxygen; iron ion binding. Bases 186 to 1688 code for a protein of 500 amino acids.